Molecule: messenger RNA, 609 nt
Organism: Penicillium angulare
Lineage: Eukaryota; Fungi; Ascomycota; Eurotiomycetes; Eurotiales; Aspergillaceae
Exons: 2
Coding region: 1-609 (202 amino acids)
Biological process (GO): mitochondrial respiratory chain complex IV assembly
Cellular component (GO): mitochondrion; mitochondrial inner membrane
Source: RefSeq, a predicted model, not a curated record
AUGACAGACAAGUCUCGAGAUUCCGGCCCCUCUCAGGAGCUCGGUAACCACCUCCCCGAAAGCACCGCCAAUACCACCGAUCCCACGAAACCAAAACAUGAAUUCCCCCAAUCACAAGUUGGAAAACUAUGGGAUGCGUUCGGUAACCCCGAAGAGAAGGUCAACAUGCUCUCCAAUGCAUCAUACAAGCCUCGAGGCAAAAGUGCGAAGGAUGUUUCAUACUCGGAGGUGAUUGGCGACGUGUCUGUGUCCGAAAUGGCUUCGUUCUACAAAGUUCCAUGCGCGCGCGAGUCUUUAAUGACCGGAAUUGGCGCUGGUUUUGGGAUUGGUGGAACUCGCGCCAUAUUUGGAGGCAUGCGAUCAUUAUGGUCUGCAGGAAACUGGGCCGUCACAGCGUUCGCGAUCACAUCAUUGGGAGCAUACGAGAUCUGCCGCCGACGUCGAAUCGAAGAGCUACAUGGAAUGAAACAAGCAGUUGAGUUAAUGAAGGAGCUGAAGGACAAAAAACAACGGGACAAGGAAAAGGCCAUGGAGCAGGCGGCUCGAAAGGCAGAGGAGGAAAGGCGGAAGAAGAGUUGGACAGACCCCUCCAAUUACAAAUUCUGGUAG